This is a messenger RNA of Nannochloropsis gaditana CCMP526, 409 nucleotides long. It is a transcript of the gene LSM7, whose product is annotated as U6 snRNA-associated Sm-like protein LSm7. The record is from RefSeq and is a predicted model, not a curated record. Gene Ontology annotation, cellular component: U12-type spliceosomal complex; catalytic step 2 spliceosome; spliceosomal tri-snRNP complex. Gene Ontology annotation, biological process: nuclear-transcribed mRNA catabolic process; mRNA splicing, via spliceosome. The transcript has 4 exons. The coding region runs from base 73 to 306 and encodes 77 amino acids. Gene Ontology annotation, molecular function: RNA binding.
ACAGAAUUUUAGGUAGCGGCAGAGUGUUGACGGCUUGAGGUUUUCCAAUAGGGCAGAGGGCUCGAGGUCAGCAUGGGCGGGCGGGAAGUGACGGGGAUUCUGAGGGGGUUCGAUCAGCUCAUCAAUCUGGUACUGGACGAGAGCAAGGAGACUCUCCGAGACCCCCUGGAUCCGUACCGUCUCACAGACGAGACCAGGGAGCUCGGAUUGGUCAUCUGUCGCGGCACGCAGGUAUCCUUGAUCAGUCCUGUGGAAGGGACGGAAGAGAUAGCAAACCCUUUUAUCCAAGCGGAGGACGAGGCAUGAAAAUGGGAGGUGGUGGCAGCCAGGGACCAGGAGAUUGAGGAAGUGAGAAUGCUCAUUGUAAAUGCCUCGUUCGGAAAAAAGAACACAGCAAUCGAGUGAUAGA